ACUACUUGUCGCUUAGAUGUGACGUAUUUCCAUCGUUUUCAAUCAUGGCGGCAGAAGGCUCGGACUCAGAAGACCUGAGCAGCAACGGGCUAAUAGAGGCUCCUUCAGCUCCGGAAGCCAUGGAGGCGGUCCAACCUCCUCCAGAGACGGUAGAGGCAACAGAGGAGAACGGUGGAGAACUGGCCUCAGAGGCUUCUGAAGCUGCGACAGCAUACAACAUGCCUCUGGCAGAGAACGAGGAAGAGGAUGGCGAGUUGCCGGCGGACUUUGACCGACUCUGGAAACUGGCCCAUGACAAUCCACAGGACUUCUCUAGCUGGACUGACCUGCUGCAGUACUGUGAGCAAGAGAGUCACAUGACUGCAUCGCGGCGGUCACUGGUGGCCUUUCUGGCACGGUACCCCCUGUGCUACGGGUACUGGAAGAAGUUUGCCGACCUGGAGCGACGUGCUGGCUACACCAAUAAGGCUCAGGAGGUGUGCGUGCAAGGUCUGAAAGCCAUCCCUCUGAGUGUAGAUCUGUGGAUCCACUACAUUAACCUGCUGCUGGGCACACUCAACAUGAACCUGGCCGAGUCGUCUCAGCGCAUACGCAGUGCGUUUGAGGAGGCGGUGGCUGCAGCAGGGCUGGAUUUCCACUCAGACCGCCUGUGGGAGCUCUACAUAGAGUGGGAGAAGGAGCAGGGAGACAUGAGGGCUGCCAGUGGAGUUUACGACAGAGUCCUCAGAGUACCCACCCAGCUCUACAGCAGCCACUACGACAAAUUCAAGACUCACCUCAAUACCCAUGCACCAAAGGAUGUCCUCUCAGCAGAGGAGUAUGGGAGGUUACUUGAGGAAUGUAAACAGAGCCACAAAAUUGAGAAGGCUGAGCAGGCUGAGGGGGAGGAGGAGAUCCCCCCUGGAGAGGAGAAGGAGCCUACAGAGGAAGAGUUAAUUCCAAAGAUGCGUGAGCUUCUAUUGGCUCGCAGGGAGAAGGUAUUCCAGGACCUAGAGGGUGAGGUCAGGAAGAGGUGGAACUUUGAGGACGCUAUCAAGCGUCCGUAUUUCCAUGUGAAGCCAUUGGACCGGACCCAACUCCGGGCCUGGCACUCCUACCUGGACUGGGAGCUCACCCAGCUGGACGCUGGGGAUGAACAGGAAGUGAGGACUGAGGUGGAACCAGAGGGCAUGGAGGGCUGGGAAGAAAUUAAAAAGGAGGACAACAAUGGGUCAAAUAGCAGCGGGAUUGUCGCCGGGGGUGACCAAAGAGUGCGAAUUUUGUUUGAGCGCUGUCUGAUUGCCUGCGCUCUCUAUGAAGAGUUCUGGACCAAGUACAUUCAGUACCUGGAGCCCCAGAGCCUGGAUGAGGCGCGGGCCGUGUUCAGACGAGCCUGUGAGAUCCACCUGGCCCACAAACACACCAUGCAUCUGCAGUGGGCCACGUUUGAGGAGAGACACGGUGACCUAAACGAGGCGCGUCGGGUGUUAGAGGCCCUGGAAACCUCUGUCCCCGGGUUGGCUAUGGUUCGGCUGCGCAGGGCGGGGCUAGAGAGAAGGGCGGGUCGGCUAGAUGAAUCUGAAGCGCUGCUCAGAGACGCGGUGGCCCAGGCCAAAGAGACACCACACCUCCAUGCAUUCUACUCCAUCAAACUCGCCCGUCUGCUUCUGAAGCUCUGCAAGAAUCCCAGCAAGGCGCGGGGUGUUCUCCAGGAGGCGCUGGAGAUCAGCCCGGAUAACAGUAAACUGCACCUAAACCUGCUGGAGUUGGAGGUGUCUGGUGACCCCAGAGGGUCAGCCGAAGGUGUGCAGCUGUGUGUGUCUCGAGCACUGGCUGCACCCCUUUCCCCACGGACCAAGAUCCUCUUCUCCCAGAGGGGCCUGCAGUACGCUGAGGACUACGGGACAUCUGUGCACAGUGUCCUGACCGUCUAUGAGGAGCAUCAGAAGCUGCUGAAAGAGCUCGGCAACAAGAAGAGAGGGGCUGAGAACGGAGACAAUGAGGACCCUGACAAAAUGCUAAAAGGAGAAGACGGAUCCGCUUUGCCCGCCACACCACAGCCCCCUCCCACAAUGCCUCAUGUUCCCAUAACAACACCACCACCACCCAUGAUGGGUGCAGACAUGAGUGCGGGCUAUGGAUAUGGAGGCUGGUAUCAGGUAGAGCAGCCACAGUAUGGGGGAUAUGGAGGCUACCAGCAACCCUGGAACUACAAUCAGGGUUACUACCCUCCCAGCUAAGGGGGAAGAGAAAUAACGUGACAUCACCAAGCAGCAGGGGUUAACAGGGAGGAUUCAGCAUUGAGGACCCAGUGAACUCACCACCCACUUCACCUUAAACUCCAUGGUUACAUCCCAAAUGGCACCACAUUCCCUACAUUAACACCCCAUUGAAGGAAUAGGGCACCACGUUCCCUACCUUAACACCCCAUCGAAGGAAUAGGGCGCCAUUUGGGACGCAAACCCAUAUUUUAUCAGGAACAGGGUCGUGACCUGCAAUACUUGUCGUUCCCUCUUUGAAAAAUGUGCUCCUGAACAUUGUUUUAACGAUAAACUAUUUUUGUAUGCUCUCUUCUACACGCAGCCCCUAUGGCGUUCACUGUAAGCAACACAAUCUCCCCACACGUCCUGUAUGGUUUCAAGUCUUGCAUCAUUCCAGGAGUAUAGGCUAGUCUUUUUCUUUUUUUUUGUAAUGUACAUAAACGUGUUUUAUAGUGUGAAGUCAGAGCUCUUUUCAUAUUCUAGUCGAUUAAGAUCAAUACAGGUCCCUCACCCAAUGCUUGUGAACUGCCAUUCCUUUACAUGUUGUAUAAAAGGUGUACCAGUGUCUUUUAACAUUUGCAUAGAGGUAAAGAAAGAAAUAGUAACUGAAUAUUGGCUGUACUAUACCUAAUAGAUGUGCCCAAACCUAAUCCUGCUAGCCAGAAUCAUGGCACUGUGAGAAGACUAGACCCAGAACAACAGGCCGUCUAGGUUCACUUUUAAUGGAAUUUCAGCAGAAAAUGGCAGAACCAAAAUGUUUGCUUUCUCGUGUCACUCCUUGGUUUUUAAAAAGCCAUUCCAUUACUGUUGGAUUUUAGAGUGCAUCCGAUCCAUUGUACACUGAAAAGGCAUGCACAAAUACACUGCAAAUGAGUGACAAUGUAACUUUUUAAUGUUGGAGUUUCAUUUCGACUUUUACAUCGCUUAAAUAAAGAUUUCAGUGAACCACAAUAUAAA
Esox lucius (northern pike) is the source of this 3197-nucleotide messenger RNA. Its product is annotated as pre-mRNA-processing factor 39. The transcript is spliced from 14 exons. Gene Ontology annotation, cellular component: commitment complex; U2-type prespliceosome; U1 snRNP. NCBI's taxonomy places the organism in Eukaryota, Metazoa, Chordata, Actinopteri, Esociformes, Esocidae. The record is from RefSeq and is a predicted model, not a curated record. Gene Ontology annotation, biological process: RNA processing; mRNA 5'-splice site recognition. Gene Ontology annotation, molecular function: protein binding. The coding region runs from base 45 to 2219 and encodes 724 amino acids.